UUCUUUCUGAAGCAUCCCUUCGAUGAACUCGGAUUAACAGUGACUGUAAAAAAAAAUGAUCCUACAAUAACUUUGCAAAGGUUUACGUAACUUUAUGAAAAGAGGAAAUGAAGAGUGACGAAGAGAAUUUUCGUUCGUCCGAUAUUUUUUUCUUCCUUUGAGGUUAUGUAACAUCAACUUUGACUCAUUGUCAGCGUUGAGGUUAGAAAGAGUUAUCAAACAUGGCGGAGGUAUCCUGCAACAGCGCGGACGAAUGCACACCGGCGAAGAAAGCCAAAACAGAAAAAGAAAAUGAGUCUGAGAAUUCUGGUAGCAUACACGACGUGGAAUUCUGUCUGUCCGCGUUCAACGUGAAGAAAGUUCUGCAGCAUAACUGCAUGAGGAAACAGAUAUACAUAGAGGGUGCUUUCAAAGGGCACGAAGGACCGGCAGUUGUCUUGCUAGAGAAACAGAAUUUCCCUGACGAUCAUGAAACUCUGAAAGAGUUGUUCGACGACGGAACAAUUUUGCACAAACGUUACAACAAUGAUAUUUACGGGAAUUACGAGUGUUUCCCUCUUAAAAAAUACAAUGGUAUAAACGCAACGAUAAUACAUCCUGCGACGGUGAAACACAUCGAAAAAUUUCGAAGGAAAGAACUUUAUAUCAUAGAUGAAACUUACGAACUUUACCAGAAAAUUACUCUCCCCUAUAUCGAGUCGAAUAGCUUUUCUGUUGAGUGGGUGCAUAAUAUUUUAGAGCACAAGGCGGAACAGGAUAAAGUUGUAUAUGAGAAUAACGACAAGAAAACUGGAUUUAUAUUGGUAAACGACCUGAAAUGGGACGGGCAGCCAAACACGUUGAAAUUACUAGCACUUCCGUUUCAAAAGAUUCGGUGCAUCAGAGAGUUAAACGAGUCUCAUCUUCCUCUUCUGAAGAAUAUAAAGGAAGCUGGAACUGCUGUGAUUGCUAAAAAAUUCAACAUACCUGCUUCACAGCUUAGAAUAUAUUUGCAUUAUCAGCCAUCCUACUAUUAUCUUCACGUUCAUUUUGCAUAUCUAAUGUUUGAAACUCCAGGUAUAUAUGUGGAAAAAGCACAUUUGCUGUCUACAGUUAUAAGAAACAUUGAAUUAAUGUCAGAUUAUUACACGAAGGCUGUACUUUCCUACGUUGUUGCCGAAGGAGAUGGCCUUUACACGAAAUUUUUGGAAGAAGGGAUUAUAAACAUAGCAAAUUCUAAAAAUACAGAAGAUUGAUAGAUAGGAUAAGAAUUAUGUAUUAAAUUCGACUAUAUACUAAGAAAUAUGUAUUUAUAGUUUACAAAGUGAAUCGAUAUCAUUUAUAUUAUUAUUAUUACAGAUUAUUAUAAAUUCA
This is a messenger RNA of Frieseomelitta varia, 1353 nucleotides long. RefSeq names its product m7GpppX diphosphatase (gene Dcps). The record is from RefSeq and is a predicted model, not a curated record. Bases 222 to 1235 code for a protein of 337 amino acids. Gene Ontology annotation, biological process: deadenylation-dependent decapping of nuclear-transcribed mRNA. Gene Ontology annotation, cellular component: P-body; nucleus. Lineage: Eukaryota; Metazoa; Arthropoda; Insecta; Hymenoptera; Apidae. Gene Ontology annotation, molecular function: hydrolase activity; RNA 7-methylguanosine cap binding. The transcript is spliced from 4 exons.